Oppia nitens is the source of this 660-nucleotide messenger RNA. RefSeq names its product filamin-B-like. NCBI's taxonomy places the organism in Eukaryota, Metazoa, Arthropoda, Arachnida, Sarcoptiformes, Oppiidae. The record is from RefSeq and is a predicted model, not a curated record. Bases 1 to 621 code for a protein of 206 amino acids. Gene Ontology annotation, molecular function: actin filament binding. Gene Ontology annotation, biological process: actin cytoskeleton organization. The transcript is spliced from 2 exons.
AUGUCAUCACUCGAUGCCUCGCAAAUCAAAGUUACCGGUGAAGGACUGACUGAGGGAACAACCGGUAAAAAAUGUGAAAUAUAUUUUACCGGUGCGCCCAUCGGUGAACUGGAAAAAGGACUGACCACUAGAGUAGACGGUCCGCAAAAAUCGGAAAUUAUUGUUGACUUUGAAAAGGAAAACUCCGAUGGACAGGUAGAGGCCUACUACGUGCCAAUAGUACCGGGAGAUUACAAAAUAACAGUGCGAUUCAAUGGCCGACAAGUGCCGGGCAGUCCGUUUAAACCUAAAGUUACGGGUCAACCGGUUUCAGCCGAAAAGUUGAUUUCAAAGGCCACAAUCCACGGUCGGGCCUCCGAACUCGGGAAAGCCUAUUCAGUCAACGAGUUUGUGGUCGACUGUUCCCGAGUAAAGCCGGUCAUCGGUAGUCUCAAAGUGCAUGUCAAAGGUCAGGAGCGAUCUUCGGCUCAGUUGAAUCUUGUGGACAACAAAAACGGUACUUUUCGGGUGCUCUAUAAGCCAACGUCCCCCGGAAUGUAUGAAAUGGACAUCAAGAUAGCCGACGCACAUAUACCCGGAUCACCGCUUAAAAUACGUGUCACUGAAUUUUUGUCAUGCUAAAUUUAUGUUAACUAAUUUUUAUUGUUAUUUAAAUAUUAU